Messenger RNA from Macaca mulatta (Rhesus monkey), 5780 nucleotides. Its product is annotated as complement C3. The record is from RefSeq and is a predicted model, not a curated record. Gene Ontology annotation, cellular component: extracellular region. Lineage: Eukaryota; Metazoa; Chordata; Mammalia; Primates; Cercopithecidae. Gene Ontology annotation, molecular function: endopeptidase inhibitor activity; protein binding.
CUCAGCCACGACCAGUCAAGGCAAACAGGCCAGGGCCAGGGCAGACAAGAGGACAGACAAGAGAACAGAUAUCUGCAGCCUGUGGCCACCCAUCACCCUCCCACCCACCAUGGACAUGCCCUGGCCCCUCGGGUGGAUUCUGCUUCUGUUGGGAAGCCCCCUCACCCACGCUGAGCCUCUCUACAUCCUGGUGACCCCCCGAGUCCUGAGGGUUGGCAGUCCGGAGAGGAUUCACAUUCAGGCCCACUCGGACUCCAGACAGCCCCUCACAAGGACCCUCGAGGUGAACCUCACGGUAUGGGACUUCCCCAUGAGGAAGGCAGUGUUGGCAAGGAGCCAGCUCAUUCUCUCGCCAGGAAACAACUUUAUGGACCAGGCACCUGUGACGGUUCCCGAGAGCCUGGUGUACCCCCCAAAACCAGGACAGCAAUAUGCCAUCAUCCGGGCAACUUGGGCACCCUCCUCGGACUCCUCAUUCAUGGAGAAGAUAGUGCUGGUGGCUCCUCAUGCUGGCUACAUCUUUAUCCAGACAGACAAGACCAUCUACACCCCUGAGCACUUGGUUCACUACCGGGUGUUCACUGUUAACCACAAGAUGGACCCUGUGACCAGGACAUUCACUCUGGACAUCAAGAACCCAGAGGGAAUCACCGUGAUUAGCCAGAGUCUGAUAGCCAAGGACGGCUUCUUUUUCAGCUCCUUUCACCUCCCAGAGCUUGUCAGUUUGGGGACCUGGACCAUCGAAGCCAGCUACCAAAGUACACCCAAGCAGAAGUUCAAGGCUGCCUUUGAUGUGAAGGAAUAUGUCCUCCCAUCUUUUGAGGUCCAGCUGGUCCCAAACAAGACUUUCUUCUAUCUCAAGGAUGAGGUUCUGGGCAUUGACAUCCACGCUCGGUAUAUAUUUAACAAGCCGGUGGACGGACAUGCUCUGGUCAUCUUUGGGGUGAAACUGGACUCCCGCCGGAUCCCUAUCCAAAGCUCCCUGCAGAGGGUGGAGAUCUCGGAAGGCCUGGGCCACGUCUCCCUCCGGAAGGAUAUACUGAUGGCUGCAUUCCAAGGCCCAGAAAAGGACUUCAUUGGAGGAUCAAUCUUUGUCAAUGUCACCGUGUUCUCAUCAGGGGGUGAGAUGGUGCAAGCCGAGACCUCAGGGGUGAAGAUUGUCCAGAGCCCAUACAACAUCAAGUUCACCAGGACACCCCAGUAUUUCAAGCCAGGAAUGCCCUUCCACUUUCGGGUCUUCGUCUCAAAUCCUGAUGGAUCCCCAGCUGACAGAGUCCUUGUCCAGUCCCAAAACUACAAAGUGUGCACCUCAACUGAGGGACUGGCCACUCUGACCAUCAACACAGAUGCAAAUCUGGACAAGCUCCCCAUCGAGGUGAAAACUGAGGAAUCUCUUCAGCCAGAGGAGCAGGCUUCAGCCAAGAUGACAGCUUGGCCUUACUUGACUCAAGAUGGGUCAGGAAACUUCCUGCACAUCGAAGUAAAGACAUUGGGCACAGAGGUUGGCAGCAGCAUCCAGCUGAGCCUCAAUACAAAGCAUCAGGACCCUAAAACCAAGGACCGGAUUACUCACUUCACCAUCCUGGUCCUGAGUAAGGGCCAGAUUGUGAGUGCCAAACAUCAGUCAAAAAGCCAGGGGAGUGUCUACACGUCAGCCAUUAUUGAUGUGACUUCAGCGAUGCUGCCCUCCUUCCGCAUUCUGGCAUUUUAUUUACUUCCCAGAGGAGUGAGCCAGGAUCCUGAGUUGGUGGCUGAUUCCAUAUGGAUUGAUGUGAAUGACAGAUGCAUAGGGACGCUGAAAGUUGGCUUGAAGAAUGAUAGAUUCUUCCCUUCUUUGGAGCCCAACAGCCAAGUGGAACUGAAGGUGACAGGUGAUGCAGAAGCCACAGUGGGGCUGGUGGCUGUGGACAAGGCUGUCUAUGUUUUGAACAGCAAACACAAGCUCACUCAGAAGAAGGUCUGGGAUGUGGUGGAGGAACAUGACAUUGGCUGCACAGCAGGAAGUGGAAAAGACAGAUUUGCUGUGUUCAAGGAUGCUGGAUUGGACCUGAAAAUGAGCACAGGAAUGGAUAGCCUGGCAAGCACAGACUGGCCCUGCCCCCAGGACCCUCCUCCUAGCCGCCAUCGCCGCUCCCUGAAGAGGCUGGAGACAAAGAGGAAUGCAGUGAACAAGUUUAAGACAGAGCUGGAGCAAAAGUGCUGUGAGGCUGGGCUCCGGGAAAGCCCAGUGGAGCUGUCCUGUGAGGAGAGGACCUGGCAUGUCCGCCAUGGUCCAGCCUGUGUGGCUGCUUUCCUGGACUGCUGCCAUCUGUCUGAGACCCUGACUCGGGAAGCUCGAGAGGAUCAGCUGCGUCUGGGGACAAUGGAUGAAGAGGAGGACUUCGACGACCUCUUCCUGGAUGACAUGCCGGCGCGGACCUUGUUCCCUGAGAGUUGGCUCUGGAGGAAGUUCACUCUGCCGAAGAGUGAAUCGGGCAUCUCCCAUUACCCCAUCUCUGUGAACGUGCCGGAUUCCAUCACCACAUGGCAGUUUGUGGCGGUCAGCCUCAAGGCUGGACAAGGUCUCUGUGUCUCGGACCCCUUUGAGCUGACAGUUAUGAAAUCGUUCUUUGUGGACCUUAAGUUGCCCUCCUCCGUGGUCAGGAAUGAGCAGGUCCAGAUCCAAGCUGUGCUGUACAAUUUCAGGGAUCGCCAGGCCAAGGUCCGAGUGGAGUUCCCCCACAAGGAGCCACUGUGCAGUGCGUCAAAGCCAGGAGCACCAUCCCGCCAGGUGGUGGUCGUGCCCCCCACCUCCUCCAAGAUAGUACCCUUUGUGCUUCUCCCUCUGGAGAUAGGCAAAGUGGACGUGGAGGUCAAGGCUGUGGGCUACGGGGUCCAGGACCACGUGAAGAAGACACUUUUGGUCCGGGCAGGGGGUCAGAUCCAGCAAACGUCCUACAGCAUCGUCUUGGAACCCCAAGGUCAGACCCAGACAAAACUGGUGCCAAGACAGGAGCUCUUGAACAUGGUACCCGACACGGAGGCGGAAGUGUUUAUCAGUGUUCAAGGUGACAUCCUUGGUGAGACAAUUGUGGGCAGCCUGACACCCAAUGAGAUUUGGCAUCUGCUGCGGGUCCCCACGGGCUGCCCUGAGCAGACGCUGAGCUCCCUGACACCUGUCAUCAUCCUGUCCCGCUAUUUGGAUGCCACCGGCCAGUGGGGCAAGGUCGGGGUGGAGCACAGGGACCAGGUGAUGAAGAAUAUUGUCAGCGGCUACACUCGGAUGCUGACCCACCGGAGUUCAGACGGCACCUACCACACCUCCAAGGGGAGCCCAGGAAGCACCUGGCUCACAAGCUAUGUGUUCCGUGUCUUUGCCCUGGCCUACUCUACAAUGACGACCCAAGUGCUUAGCCUGUCCUCUCUCUGUGACAUGGCCAACUGGAUCAUCACCAACAGGCAGGCGGAGGACGGGCACUUCCUGGAGGAGGGUCCCGUGGUCAUGACAUCCAUGCAGGGUGGCUACCAAGGCUCCGAGGAGGAUGUAUCCCUCACAGCUCUCGUCCUGAUAGCCCUGAAUGAGGGAAAGGAGUUGUGCAACCAGAAGAAUUUGAUGGCCAGCAUCGAGAGAGCCCGUGGCUUCCUGGAGAGAAAACUUCCUGACAUUCAGACAACCUUUGCCAUAGCCAUAACCUCCUACGCACUGGCCCUUGCCAACAGCUCCCAAGCCAACGACCGCCUGGACAGCUUUGCUAGCCCUAACAAAACCCACUGGCCGGUGGAUGAGCAGAACCUCGGCUCCCUGUACACCAUUGAGGCCACAGCCUACGCGCUCAUGCAGAAGCUGGAGAUGCGCCGGUACAAUGAGACGCACGCCAUCGCCAAGUGGCUACUAGAGAAGCGGGAGCUGGGAGGAGGCUUCGGGUCCACCCAGACCACGGUGGUGGCCCUUGAAGCUCUGACCCGCUUCCGCGAAGAUGUCCCCUUCCAGGGCGUCCAGGAUCUCCACGUCCAGGUCAGCGCCCCCAAGAAAGCCCUGAAUGUGAAUUGGCACAUUGAUCACAACAAUGCCUACCAACAGCGGUCAGCAAAGUUCCUUGCCCAGGAUGACCUAGAGAUCAAAGCCAGUGGCAACGGGAGAGGCACCAUCUCGAUCCUGACCAUGUACCACAAGUCCCCAGAGUCCUGGGAGGACAACUGCAACCUGUACCACCUGAAUGUGACUCUCCACAGUGUCUUAGAAGAAAAUAAAAAGGGAGACGAGACCUUUCGGCUCAGGAUGGAAACAAGGUUCCAGAACAAUCGAGAGGCCACAAUGACCAUCAUGGAGGUCUCCCUGCUCACUGGCUUCUACCCCAACCAGGAUGACCUCAAACAGCUCACGAGUGAUGUGGAGAGGUACGCCUUUCAGUACGAAACCAAGACAAGUACUAGCGACAGCACCGUUGUCCUCUACCUGGAAAAGCUCUCCCAUGAGAAAAACACAGUGCUGGGCUUUCGUGUUCACAGGAUGCUGCAGGCGGAGUUCCUGCAGGCCGCCCUGGUCACUAUCUACGACUACUACGAGCCUUCCCGGAGGUGCAGCACUUUCUACAACCUGCCUACAGAGCAAUCUUCCCUGCGAAAGAUCUGCCACAAAGACGUCUGCAGAUGUGCAGAGGGACAGUGCCCAUCCCUGCAGAAGCCCAGUGGCCAAUUGAGGCAGGAGGAGCUCCAGACAACAGCAUGUGAGGCAGGCGUGGAUUUUGUGUACAAGACAAAGCUGGAAUCUGUGGAGGUCUCUGCCUCCAACCCUUACGUCUAUUACAACAUGCAGCUCGAAGACAUCAUUAAGAGUGGCACAGAUCCUGCCACACCCCUUGCCAUGAAGAAAUUCAUCUCCCACGCCACCUGCCACGACUCCCUGGGGUUGCAAGAACAGGAAUCGUACCUUAUCAUGGGCCAGACGUCAGACCUGUGGAGAAUCAAAUCUGAUUACAGCUACGUUCUGGGCAGGGAGACGUUCCUCAUGCUUUGGCCAGCAGAUGGAGAUGCCAGCAAGAAAGAAUUGCGGAAGCAACUGGACGAAUUUUCGGAAUAUAUGCGCACCCAUGGCUGCGAGUCCUGAGCCUCCUCAGCUUUCAGGGAGGUGACACCAGGCAGCUCUGGGCCACUGGGUUUAACCCCAAAUAAAGAGCACAAGAUAUCACACCCAAACCCUGGACACUUGUCCCUGUUGCACCUUUCACCAGGGGACCUGCACAACCUGCUCUGGCAUGACGUGGACCUGUCUCCUCCCUCCUCCCCCGCUACUUGGGUGGCUGAGGUGGGAGGCUCACUCGAGCCCAGGAGUUGGAGGCUGUAGUGAGCUAUGCUCACUACAUUUGGCUCCGUUCUGACCACACUGGCCUCCUUUGUAUCCUUCCAGCAUCCACCUCCGCGGGAAGAUGAUUCCCAGCUCUGGGCUUUUGCACCCACCAUCCCUCUCCCAGGUGCACCCCUCCCCCUAAAGUCGGCUUAGCUUGAAUCGUUCCCUUUUCUGGGCUCUGUUUAAUUGUCACCUCUGGCAUGGUGGCUCAUGCCUGUAAUCCCAGCACUUUGGGAGGCCAAGGUGGGUGGAUGUUAAGUGGGUGUUUUCCCUGCCCCACAAUGUCAGCUCCUUAAAGUUGGGGUUGUAUCUGUCUUAUUCGCUGUGGUAUUCCCUGUUUUUACAGCAGGAGCUGGAACUCAGUAGGUGCUCAGGAAAUGAGUGUUGACUCAGUGAAUAGACGGAUGGAUGAAUGAGUCAGUGAAUAAAUGGAUGGCUGAGUUUGAUGCCCACA